Messenger RNA from Mangifera indica (mango), 2133 nucleotides. Its product is annotated as protein NRT1/ PTR FAMILY 2.11-like. NCBI's taxonomy places the organism in Eukaryota, Viridiplantae, Streptophyta, Magnoliopsida, Sapindales, Anacardiaceae. The transcript has 4 exons. Gene Ontology annotation, biological process: transmembrane transport. Gene Ontology annotation, cellular component: plasma membrane. The record is from RefSeq and is a predicted model, not a curated record. Gene Ontology annotation, molecular function: transmembrane transporter activity. The coding region runs from base 169 to 1902 and encodes 577 amino acids.
AUUCAGUGUAUAGGAUCAGCUUCUUGUGAUUGAACUGCAGUCUAUUUUUUCUCCUUUACAUUCCAUAUGCUUGUAAUUCUCUACAUAUAUCCAUCAAAAUCUUCAAUUUUCGUAUGGCUAUGAAGAGAUAAAGAUAAUAAAAAGUGAGAGAGUUCUUUGCCAGAAACCAUGGAGAAGACUGAAGAGGCUGUGGCAACUGAUGAACCUAAGAUUAACUACAGAGGAUGGAAAUCUAUGCCAUUUGUUAUAGGAAAUGAAACUUUUGAGAAGCUGGGGACUACUGGUACCCAGAACAACUUAUUGGUAUAUUUCACUACUGUGUUCAACAUGAAAAGUAUUCAAGCUACAACUCUUGUUAAUGUCUACAUUGGUACAACAAACUUUGCUACCCUGCUGGGAGCAUUCCUCUGUGACACUUAUUUUGGUCGAUACAAGACGCUGGGAUUCGCUUCGAUUGCCUCAUUUCUGGGGAUGGUUUUACUUUCUUUGACAGCAGCAAUCUCACAAUUGCACCCACCCACCUGUGAGGAUCAACAAACUGGAGCAUGUCGGGGACCGACACCAGGGCAAUUAGCAUUUCUGUUUAGUGGACUGGGACUGCUAGUUGUUGGAGCUGGUGGAAUAAGACCCUGUAAUUUGGCCUUUGGAGCUGACCAAUUUGAUCCCAAAACAGAAUCUGGGAAGAGGGGAACCACCAGCUUCUUCAACUGGUUUUACUUCACCUUCACUUUUGCCAUGAUGGUAUCUUUAACAAUAGUUGUGUAUGUACAAACCGAUGUGAGCUGGGCUUGGGGAUUGGCAAUUCCUGCAUUUAUGAUGUUCCUGUCAUGUGUAAUGUUCUUCAUAGGAUCAAAACUUUAUGUGAAAGUAAAACCAGAAGGCAGCCCUUUCACAAGCAUAGUGCAGGUCAUAGUGGCUGCUUUUAAAAAGAGGCAACUGAAGUUAUUAGAUCAACCAUGGUUGUCCCUUUAUAACCAUGUUCCGAAAAAUAGUAGCAACUCCAAGCUUUCUUACACUGAACAAUUCAGGUGCCUGGAUAAAGCUGCCAUCGUGACACCUGAAGACAAAAUCAACUUGGAUGGUUCAGCAGCCAAUCCAUGGAGGCUUUGCAGUCUGCAAAAUGUGGAGGAACUGAAAGUCUUGAUAAGAGUUAUUCCGAUAUGGGCUUCAGCUGUUGUGUAUUAUGUUGCUUUGGUUCAACAACAAACUUAUGUAGUCUUCCAAGCCCUCCAAUCUGAUAGACGCCUUGGCAAUACCAAUUUCAAAAUCCCAGCUGCAACUUACACAAUCUUUACCAUGUUUAGCCUCACCAUAUGGAUACCUAUCUAUGACAGAAUCAUUGUUCCAAGGAUCCAAAAAUUGACCAAAAGAGAAGGUGGCCUCACAAUCCUUCAAAGGAUGGGCAUUGGGAUGGUGCUUGCUAUAGUCACCAUGCUUUUAUCUGGCAUAAUUGAAGAAAGGAGAAGAACCAUGGCUCUCGCUAAGCCACUUGGUGAAGAUCCUAGAAGAGGUGCAAUAUCUUCUAUGUCAGGAUUGUGGCUAAUACCUCAGCUGACACUUAUAGGAUUUUCAGAAGCAUUUACUAUUAUUGCCCAAAUCGAAUUCUACUACAAGCAGUUCCCAGAAAACAUGAGAAGUAUCGGGGGAUCUUUAGCAUUUGUUGGUUUUGCAGCAUCAAAUUACUUAAGUGGUUUACUGAUAUCAGUAGUUCACAGAACCACAGAUGGCGCCGCAACUGGGGACUGGUUGCCUAACGACCUUAACAAGGGAAAAUUGGACUUCUUCUAUUACUUGGUUGCAGCAUUAGGAUUCAUAAAUUUGGGCUAUUUUAUAGUAUGUGCACGGUGGUACAAGUAUAAAGGAAGUGGUGCCAAUUCUCCUCAUGAAUUAAGUAAUGUAUAACUGCAGUCCAAAAAGCCUCCAGUAUAAAACAUGAAUUAGUUCCAAUACUGCAGCAUAGUUAAAACCCGUUAGCUAAAGCAGUGUCAGUGCCACAACUGCCCAAGGGGUGAAUCCUUUGCAAUCAACUAGUAUUUCAAAGUUAUACGAUGUUCUUCUAUAAUCAUAAUGUGAACCAUAAAAUAAUAUUUAAUAAACUAUAUGAAAGUAGGAAGAAGCCAGCGUUAAGAGCAA